This is a messenger RNA of Nicotiana tabacum (common tobacco), 1478 nucleotides long. The record is from RefSeq and is a predicted model, not a curated record. Lineage: Eukaryota; Viridiplantae; Streptophyta; Magnoliopsida; Solanales; Solanaceae.
UGGUGACAAACGAGCGAGUUUAGAUCUCCACUCUGAAAAAGGUUUAUCUUUAUAUCAGAUGUUUACUCUGAUUAGAAGAAUGGGAGAGAAAAAGUUUCUUAUGUUGUUCGUAUGUAUGAUAACAGAGAGACAAUUGACUCAUAUACGAUUGCCGCAUCACCAAGUUUCGGACUCCUACGACUUGGAUCCAGUAUUAUAUCUGAAGUUGAUAGUAGAGAGUUCUUGGACUCGGAUGUGAAGACACAUUUACUCGCUGAAAAGGAAAAAGUUCAGGAGCAAAAUGUCGUGGAUGAAAUCUCAGUAGCAAAGGCAUCUUGGUCAGAGAAGGCUUCUUCAUUGCAUGAGCAACUGGUUGGGGAAUUACCAAUUUCCUGUGGAUGCAGCUUAACUCAGACUAUAUUCAAUGGUGUCAAUGUCAUGGCUGGAGUUGGACUGCUCUCUACUCCUUAUACAGUGAAAGAAGCUGGUUGGGCUAGUUUGUUAGUGUUGGUAAUUUUUGCAGUUAUAUGUUGGUACACAGCUUCUCUUAUGAGGCAUUGCUUCAAGAGCAGGGAAGGAAUCACAACCUAUCCCGAUAUUGGAGAAGCUGCAUUUGGAAAAUUUGGACGCCUUAUUAUAUCUAUUAUCUUGUACAUUGAGCUAUAUUCAUAUUGUGUAGAAUAUAUAAUUUUGGAAGGAGAUAACCUUACUACUCUUUUUCCCGGAACUUCACUAAACUGGGAUGGCCUUAAACUUGAUUCGACUCACUUCUUUGGGAUCCUGACUGCCCUAGUUGUUCUGCCAACUGUUUGGUUGAGGGACCUUCGUGUAAUAUCAUACCUCUCAGCCUGCGGGGUCCUUGCGACUAUAAUAAUUGCUCUGUGUGUGCUUUUCCUUGGUACGGUGGAUGGAGUCGGAUUUCAUAAUACCAGUCAGGUUCUGAACUGGAGUGGGAUUCCUUUUGCUAUUGGGGUAUAUGGCUUUUGCUUCUCUGGGCACUCAGUGUUCCCAAACAUCUACCAAUCUAUGGCUGACAAAUCAAAAUUCAAUGACGCAGUCACAAUAUGCUUUAUUCUGUGUAUUCUAAUAUAUGGAGGUGUUGCAAUAAUGGGGUAUCUCAUGUUUGGUCAAAGCACAUUGUCUCAGAUUACUUUAAAUAUGCCUGAGGAUUCAAUCGCUUCAAGAAUAGCAGUAUGGACCACUGUUAUCAACCCAUUCACGAAGUAUCCUUUUACACUCGGACUUAUUGACAUUUCUUUUUCCAGGAAAUACCACUAUCAUCCAACGCUUUGCAAAUGCAUCACCACUUCACAAACUCGCAGUACAUUCCGUCUGCCAUCAACAACACUCUACGUGUUUGCGACUUACUCCUCGUGAUCGUUGUAAUUACCCGGCCUGCCAUAUUAAGUAUUUUUGCUCCAAUCCCCUAUUUAUUUUCUCCUCUAUGUUUUAUUAUGGUAAUGUGACUUUCUGGGGGUGUUUGGUUUAUGUUCGGGUGA